AUGGCAACUACUCCUACUCCGACUCCGACUCUUGCAUUGGAUCCGAUCCUUUCGAUCACCACAAACGACAACGAUGACCAAACGAAUGCCGCAGGUGAAAAGAAAGAAAAAAGAAAGAAGGGACCGACCUAUCAAGAACAUGAGGAUGCUCAGCUCUGCUGCUCCUGGAUUGAGGUCUCAGAAGAUCCAAGCGUCGGGACCGAUCAAGCAAGUACUCGGUUCUGGGAUCGCAUCUCGAAAUGCUACCACGAUGCGAUUCCACAGCCACCUCGACCAAUCGGCAGUAUCAAGGGUCGAUGGCAGCUCAUCUCGCAUGGCGUCAGCAAGUUCACCGGAUGCGUCAAGCAUAUUGACCGCUUGAAUGCCAGCGGGGCCACCUCCGAGGAUCGCUUGACACAGGCUCUCUCGCUUUUCGCCGAGCUUCAAGGAAAAACUUUUACGUAUCUUCGGUGCUACAACAUUCUCGUCUCCUCUCCCAAAUGGACCGAAUAUUUCCAGGACUUGGAAGCGAGGCAUGUGGAUGGGUCAAAGAAAAAGAAGAAGCGAGCGAGGAGCCCGAGCAGUGAAGCACCCCCAUUGAAUUCUGGACAAACAUCCGAUACCGAGACUCCGACUGAGACUCCAUCUGCCACCCCUGUUCAAUCUGAGCCCGAACGACCAGUUGGAAAAAAAAAGGCCAAAGCCUUCGUACGAGAGGCCACUCAGGAGGCGCGUAUUAUGAAGGAUAUGGCACUCGCUCAAGCUGAGAUCGCAAGCCAAUCGAAGAGACAAAACGAUAUCUAUCAAUCUCAGACUCAAACGAUGCAGACGAUGGCCAACGCAGCGAUUAUGAAUAAAGACCUCACUGGACUCGAUGAGGUCACUCAGGAGUUCUAUCGACUCCAGAGGGAGCAGAUCAUGCUCCAGCUCCGAGAACGAUCUAGAGAGGCUCAAGUGGAGAGAGCUAGAGCAACUGCUGAAGGCGAGCAAGCAGGAGCCUCUUUGUCCAAUACUCAAGCGACUCAAUCAAACACUCAAGCAAGUACAGUCACAUCUACAUCUACCUCAAUCGAUCUCCCUCAGUCAUUGAUCUGA
Puccinia graminis f. sp. tritici CRL 75-36-700-3 is the source of this 1074-nucleotide messenger RNA. RefSeq lists its product as uncharacterized. The coding region runs from base 1 to 1074 and encodes 357 amino acids. The transcript is spliced from 2 exons. The record is from RefSeq and is a predicted model, not a curated record. Lineage: Eukaryota; Fungi; Basidiomycota; Pucciniomycetes; Pucciniales; Pucciniaceae.